Molecule: messenger RNA, 728 nt
Organism: Coturnix japonica (Japanese quail)
Lineage: Eukaryota; Metazoa; Chordata; Aves; Galliformes; Phasianidae
Source: RefSeq, a predicted model, not a curated record
CCCAUAGCCGUGCUGUUCCCCUAUAGGAGAAGCCCAAGAUGUUCGCUAAGGGCACCGAGAUCAGCCACGCCGUCGUGGUCAAGAAACUCAACGAGAUCCUACAGGCCAGGGGCAAAAAGGGGACGGACAGGGCGGCCCAGAUCGAGCUGCUGCAGCUGCUGGUGGGGGUGGCCAAGGAACACGGGCUGGGGGUCCCGCUGGAGGUGAAGAUCAAGUUCAACAUCAUCGCGUCCCUGUACGACUAUAACCCCAACCUGGCCACGUAUAUGAAGCCGGAGCUGUGGCAGAAGUGCCUGAGCUGCAUUGAGGAGCUGCUGGACGUCCUGUUUGCCAACCCACACAUCUUUAUAGGGGAAAACGUGCUGGAGGAGAGCGAGAACCUCAGCAACCCCGAACAGCCGUACCGUGUGCGCGGCUGCAUCCUGACGCUGGUUGAGCGCAUGGACGAGGAGUUCACGAAGAUCAUGCAGAACACGGACCCACAUUCACAGGAGUACGUGGAGCACCUGAAGGCUGAAGGUCGAGUGUGUGCCAUCAUUGGGAGGUUACAGCGCUACCUGCAGGCCAGGGGGUCCCCGGAGGAGCUUUGUAGGGUCUAUUUGAGGAGGGUCCUCCACACCUAUUAUAAGUUCCACUACGCUGCACUAAGGAAGGAGCAGGGCCUGGAGGUGACAUUUGGGUUGAAAAGAGUCAAAUUUGGGUCAUUAGAGCCCAUUGAGAGUCAUUAG